Messenger RNA from Harpegnathos saltator (Jerdon's jumping ant), 2964 nucleotides. RefSeq names its product DNA polymerase eta (gene DNApol-eta). Gene Ontology annotation, molecular function: damaged DNA binding; DNA-directed DNA polymerase activity. Gene Ontology annotation, cellular component: replication fork; nucleus; site of double-strand break. Bases 271 to 2754 code for a protein of 827 amino acids. The transcript has 8 exons. The record is from RefSeq and is a predicted model, not a curated record. NCBI's taxonomy places the organism in Eukaryota, Metazoa, Arthropoda, Insecta, Hymenoptera, Formicidae. Gene Ontology annotation, biological process: error-prone translesion synthesis; response to radiation.
CUUAACCCUUUCGACGCUCGACAGAGAGUGUCUCUUUUUAAUUCUUCUCUUUUCGACAAGUUCGUUCUCUUACGAAGAUCGACACAUUUGCAAUAUCACGACUCCAACGCUUACAGCCAAUUAUCGGCUCUACAUACAGUGCAGUUACAUGUCUACACCUUACAGUUACUUAUCGUUAUAGCUGUUUCAUAUGUAAACACCAUAUGACUCAACCAUACCUGUACACAAUCAACAAGUGAACAUAAAUUUGUGAGAGGAAAUCCUUAAAAAAUGGUUAACCCAGGCAGGAUCGUUGUCCUGAUAGAUAUGGAUUGCUUUUUCUGUCAAGUGGAAACAAAGUUACAACCGCAAUAUGCGGGAAAACCGCUUGCUGUGGUUCAAUAUAAUCAGUGGGAAAUGGGCGGAAUAAUAGCUGUGAAUUAUGAAGCACGAAAUUUUGGAGUAACCAGACACAUGAGAGGCAAAGAAGCUAAAGAGAAAUGUCCAGAUAUAGUUCUAGCCAGUGUGCCUUGUCUUCGUGGGAAAGCAGACACAACCAGGUAUAGGAAAGCUGGUCAUGAAGUUAUUAAAGUUAUAAGAAAACACUGUAAUGUGAUAGAACGUGCUAGUGUUGAUGAAGCUUAUCUUGACAUCACAGAUAUUGUUGAAAAAAGAUUAGAUAAGAUCUCCUCAAAUGAACUAAUAUCAUCUCUUGCAAAUACAUUUGUAGUGGGAUAUUCUGAAAUUGGCAAAAGUGAUGAAGAGGAGAGACACAAAGGGCUACAGACAUGGAUAUUGGACUCUUUUAAGGAAUUGCAUGACAUUCAGGCACAGAAACUUGCUGUAGCUGGUAUGAUAGUUGAAGAAAUAAGAGCUAGUAUAUACAACGAGACUGGAUUCAGAUGUUCCGCUGGAAUAUCACAGAACAAGAUAUUAGCAAAAUUAGCAUGCGGAUUACAUAAACCGAAUCGUCAAACAAUAUUGCCCGAAGCAGCUGUUGCAAGUCUUUACUCUACGCUGUCGGUGAAAAAAGUCAGAAACCUUGGUGGGAAAUUUGGUGACGUUGUAGUUGAGUCUCUUGGUUGUAAUGUUAUGGGGGAUUUAAUGCAAUAUUCUUUGGAACAACUGCAAAAACAUUUUGACGAGAAAACAGGAUUAUGGUUGUAUAAUAUUGCUCGAGGCAUAGACAAUGAGCCUGUCACCAAUAGAUUGCUAUCGAAGUCCGUCGGAGCAUGUAAGAAAUUUCCUGGAAAACAAGCCAUUACUUCUUUGGAAGUGUUAAAACAUUGGGCCGGAGAUUUAGCGGCAGAAGUUUGCGAGCGACUUGAGCAGGAUCUCAUAGAAAAUCAACGACGCGCAACAUUGCUCACCAUCUCUUAUCAUUACUAUCAGAACAGAAGUACCGUGUCCCAAUCUCGCUCACUUAUUUUGAACUCAUACAAGCCGGAAAAAAUGGCAAGCCAAUGUGUAGACGUUAUCACUAAAUCGACACAGUGUCCAGUGGCAUACAUAGGUAUUGUUGCCAGCAAAUUUGUACCGUCGAAGGAGAGUGGUAGUUUCCUGAAAUUCUUCAACACUGUUAAGUCGAAGAAUGACGGUGAAGUAAGUCCUCAGAUCGAUCAAAUGAAAAUUACAAGUUCGUCCGGAGAUAAGACGAAUCUCAAAUCGAAUUCUGAAGUAGUAGAAGCAAAAUCUUUCGCUGUCAUUAAUAGCAAAGAAGAUCAAUCUCCAAAAAUGGAAAAGAAGAAGCCUGUUACUAUUAACGGCAAGGAAGAGCCAGUUCGAAACACUGAGACUACUAUGGUCGAAAAAUCGGUCAAAACAACUAACGAAGCGACGAGAAAGGGUAACAAAAGAAUUAUUGAUAAUUCGUUAAACACGAACAUGGAGGAUUCGCCCACAUCGAGGAGAGUUUUCAAGCUGAUGCAGGUGUGCAACGAACACGACGAAGCCAAAUUAAGGAAUAAACGCAUGUCAAGUAUGGUAAUCAAUAAUAACGAUUUUCAAAGUUCCUUCUUUAUGAAUAUAUUCAAGACUAAUAAAAAAGAUUGUAACGAGAACGUCGACGAAAAUAGCGAUACUGCGGAGGAAUCAGAGCGGAGCGAACAAUCAAUCGUAUCCAACGCGAAUAAUCUAAAUACUAGUAAUGACACCGAUGAUAACAGUAAUUCAGAUUCGUGGAUACGAGAGAACGGUCAGGACAAACCGUCAUCGAGUUGUGCGCCCACUCUAGUGUCUAGCAACGACACGAAGAACUCCUCCGAGAAGAAGCUCAGAGAGGAAAGCACCGCGCAUAAUCCUUCGAAGCUACUGCGAGAGAUAUUUCCAAACCUGGACGACAUGGAUCCUGAUAUUUUGCUUCUACUACCACCCGAUUUGCAAGAGGAAGCUAGAUUAUAUGCGAGAUCGCGCGACAAGAAGCAGGAGAAGAUCGUGAAGGUUUCUCGCGACUUGCCAAUGAAAACGGCGAAAGGAAAACCUAGUAAGACCAAAGUCGCUGGCAAAGGAAAGAGACGCAGCCCCAUUUUAGAUAACUUCUUGAUCAAGACCGACUCGAGCGAGCUUUUGGAACGAUGUACUGAAUGUGGCCAGAUGAUAUCUGUAAUGAGAUACAGCGAGCAUAUAGAUUUUCAUGUCGCGCAGAAUUUGUAUCGAGAGAUCAACAAGCCAGAUUUGAGCGAGAAUAGUGUGAAAAGGAAACUUGAAGACACCGAAAUUGUUGUCACAUCCGCGAAACGUCAGUUGAAUAACAAUAAGUUCGAUGGAGACUCGUGAUCGAUAACUACGUUUUUGUCAUAAUCAUAAACACACUGGCCCAUCAAACAUUAUUCUUAUCAUUGCUAAUUAAAUCUUUCAUUAAUCGUGACGAUAUUUUAACAUGUCUCUUGUAACAAUUGGAGAAAUUGUGAGAAAUAUAUUGUAUGUACAUUCUUUUUAUAAUUGUAAAUCGUAGUUAUAAGUGUUUGAUUUAUUUCAUGAAACUUG